AAUUUUCUGGCUUAGCCACGCAGGGAGGUACACGCACCAUUUUCACGGAUAUUGUAAAGUAGUAGUCAUGUAUUCUUCAGGUUAACUGCAGAUACAGAGACGAGCCGGCAAUUUUCUUCAAGAUUUUUAAAUGCUAUCGAAGAAAAUACGCAAAUUUUGACCAAUAGCUGAGUACAAACAGACUGGAGAAUGGACGGCGGAGUGGUAGUAGUUACCAAUCCCUAUGUGGAUGUGCGGCUAUCAAGCACCAUCUCCUCUUUUGAUGCAAAGCGCAGGUUCAAUAGAGGGAUUAGUAUAGCAGAACUAAAGGCAAAACUGGAGAUGGUUGUGGGUGCGUCUGCCUCCUGCAUGGACCUGGAGUUAUUCAGUGUCUCUGACAAGUUCCUGCAGAAAAUGGAUGACAAUGAGGCCUUGCUCGGUUCCUAUCCUGUGGAUGAUGAGUGCAGAAUACAUGUUAUUGAUAGAAGUGGGGGUCAGAUGGACGAGUUCUCUGAUGUUUCCAAAGUGGAGAAAUUUGAACUGUCAGAGGAUGCUUAUGAAAAAAGAUCAGAGUCAGCAAGGUCAUUCAUGAAGAAGCAUCGUGUUGGUCGCUUCAAUGAGGAAGAAAAGGCCAAAAAGAAAGCUGAGCAUGCUGCUCGCGAAGAGGAACAGAAGGCUGCUGCUGAUGCCAUUUCUGUUGGCAACCGCUGUCAAGUGCAGGUUCCUGGGCAACCCACGAAGCUUGGCACAGUCAUGUAUGUUGGCACAGCAGAUUUCAAACCAGGCUAUUGGGUUGGUGUGAAGUAUGACGAGCCUUUGGGCAAACACAAUGGAACUGUUGAUGGGAAGCAAUACUUUGAAUGUGAGAACAAAUACGGUGCAUUUGUGAAGCCUCUGAGUGUGACUGUGGGAGACUUCCCUGAGGAGGAUUACGGUUUAGAUGAGAUGUAGGACUGUACAGUUUCUCCUGCCCUGAAAUUUAAGCGCCAACCUCAAGCUGUUUAUCUUCUCACCAAGCAGAGAAGACGAAGAGUCGUUUUCAUUCUAACAAAUGUUUACUUUUGGUUGCGCUUCUCUGGUGGGCAUUAUCCAAAGGCCUCAAGUUCUCUUUCAGUUUCUUCAGAGCAACAUGACAGAGUUGACUGUUGGGGUAUGAUCAUAACAAGUGAUAAUCACAAAAGAGGAGCUCACACCAACAAUGUCUCAUAAAGUCGAGGGCUUUUGUUGCAGCAUAUUAAAGGUUAAGUUGUGGACUCAUACUCCACACACUUAAAUUUGUCUUGCUUUAAUAGUACUUCUUGGUCCCAUGCAAUCUGUGGAUGGGAGUCUUCUAUGUAAUCUCACUGUCUGUUGGUAAUUUAAAGCUUAAUUUCUCCUCAUUUAGUUAAUGUCAGUGUGUACAAAGACGAUUGUAUAUAACUGUUUAUAGUUAACUGUAGCCUUAGCAUUUUUUUGAAGACUGUAAAUUCCUAAGAGAGUGGUCCGACAUUUGGACAACUGUCUGUUAAAGGAAAAAUUCACCCCGACAUACUUUGACACUAAAAUCAAAAGUGACAUUGUCGCCUGUAUUUCCAGCUAUGUAUUUCUAAUUGAGUUCAACCGGAGAAACGUUUUCCUGAUUAGUUUAAAAUUGGUGCUUAAUGGCCAAAUUUGUUUCCAUCAAUUAAUGACAGACAAGAAAUUCCCAGUUAGAGGAAAUAACAAUAAAUCCAUAUCAACUGUAGUCUCAGUCGUCCACAGUGUUGCACAGCUUCAGGCUGUAUUUUAACUCUACAGUACCACCCUCACAAUUUUGGGACAAAGCUCUUGCUCCUUUUUGCUGUAUUUUGCAGCUAUGGCCUUCUACAUAGACAUACAAUGCAUGGAAAAAGUGCCAAAGUGUGCAAGGGUAGAUAUUUCCUCUCUAAACAACAUUGUAUGCCCUCAAAUUUAAUUUCUCUUUGUAUGUAAAGAAUUUCAUUUGUAGCUUUCCAAGUUAAUAUAAGAUGUAACUGAUCUUUAUUUUUCUGUGACUGAAUUCCUCGUGUUAAAAAUUAAAUUGCCUGCACUUGAAUGUGUCUUGCUUAUAUUGAACCACUGUAAUAAAAAAUGUGUUUCAGGUUUAAUUUUUGAAGUGGUAAGGACCACAUUUACGCUUUUCUUACUUUAAAAGUGACCGAUUACAUUUCAACAUAUCUCUCUUAUUUAAACUUAGCUCAUCUGCAUACAAAUGGAUGUCAAAAUCAAAGUCAAUUCAAUGAUGAUGGACAGUUUGCUCAAGUAAUUAUAGAGUAUAUAGAAGCUCUGCUCCAAUAUAGGUAAUUUGGAUGAUGAAACAUGUUUGAAUCCAGUUUCAGUCUGGACUGUAAAUUCCUGCAUAUAUAUAUUUUUUAAUUCCCUCAGUUCUAUGUAAACAUGACACAUUGACUUUCAUACAGUAGAAGUACAAUCGCUGUUAGCACACUCCUUUCAUAACAUUUCCAUUCAUCCUUAAGUAGCAGGUCAUUUAGUGGAGAUGAGUGUUAACUUCUGAAACAUACCUGUUUGUUUUCCAUCUGUAGCACAAUCAUGAAAUGUAUGACAUCUGCAACUCACUAAUAGAUGUAUAUUUUUGAUGAAAAGAUUUUUCCAAGUUGGGCAUUGCAAAACGCUAAGGAACAGCAAAUAUGGUAAAACUGUCAUUUCACCCAUUUACUACUCACUGAUUAGUUAACUGCACUUUCUGUCAUCAUCACCACAACACUGACAAUGUGCAUUUCAAAUGAAUUAUAUGCCUUAUUUAUGUUUUGUUGUAUGUGACUGAGCAAAAACAAAUUCUAACAUGGUUUUUAUUUGUCCUCUAGAGCUUACAGAACCAAUGUAAAUGAGUUAUUCUUUUGGUUUGUAUUGAAUGAAAUGUCAUUACCACAAACAGAAAAAUGUAGUGUUGUUCUUUUCUUUUUGUUAAAUGUUCAUCUCUGAGGUGCUGGUGUUACUUUGUGCCAAAGAGUUCAUGCUUAAUAAUAAAAACUGUUUGCUGGAA
Messenger RNA from Stegastes partitus (bicolor damselfish), 2980 nucleotides. It is a transcript of the gene tbcb, whose product is annotated as tubulin folding cofactor B. Gene Ontology annotation, molecular function: microtubule plus-end binding; alpha-tubulin binding. The transcript is spliced from 7 exons. The record is from RefSeq and is a predicted model, not a curated record. The coding region runs from base 190 to 930 and encodes 246 amino acids. Lineage: Eukaryota; Metazoa; Chordata; Actinopteri; Pomacentridae. Gene Ontology annotation, biological process: cytoplasmic microtubule organization; tubulin complex assembly; post-chaperonin tubulin folding pathway. Gene Ontology annotation, cellular component: nucleus; microtubule plus-end; cell cortex.